UAUUGUUUAUUAAUUUAAACGCCGCCUCUGAAAUUUUAUUGAUGUUAUAAAAAGUUCUUUCUAUCGUCAGUCAGUGAGUGAAUACAACUUAAAUAUAAUCACUAAAGAUGUCAUAAUUAAGUUUGGUCCACUCAUUUUUAGAUCAUCAACAAGAAGAGAGAUCAAAGAAGAAAACAAAUAAUCUCCAAACACAAAAUGGAUUUGAAGAUUGAAGAUGAGAAAAUAACUUCAAUUAUUUCUCAUGAAGUUAAAGUUGAAGCUCAAUCAAAUGAAGUAUUAGAAGUUGAUUAUAACUUCCAUAAUAUUGCAAAAAAGCCCCACAAGUUUAUAGGUGUUCGAAAACGUCCUUGGGGAAAAUAUGCAGCUGAAAUUAGGGAUUCAACAAGGAAUGGAAUUAGGGUUUGGCUAGGUACGUUUGAUACCGCUGAAGAAGCUGCUUUGGCUUAUGACCAAGCCGCGUUUUGCACAAGAGGUCCUUCAAUUUGCUUGAAUUUUCCAGUGGAAAAAGUGCGCGAUUCGCUAACAAAAAUGGAAUGUAGUUACUUGUUGCAAGAUGGAUUGAUGUCACCAGCUGAAGCCCUAAAAGAAAAACACAAGAAGAGAUCAAGAAAAAUGAAAAAUGUUAAAGAAGAAGAAAAUGUGUUGAUAUUUGAAGAUUUAGGUGCUGAUUUAUUAGAUGAAUUAUUAUCUGAAUACUCUUCAAAAAAGAUUAGAAUUGUAUGCAAGUAUGACAUGUACAAAAUCGAUUGA
This is a messenger RNA of Solanum lycopersicum (tomato), 750 nucleotides long. RefSeq names its product ethylene-response factor C3-like. Gene Ontology annotation, biological process: ethylene-activated signaling pathway; regulation of DNA-templated transcription. NCBI's taxonomy places the organism in Eukaryota, Viridiplantae, Streptophyta, Magnoliopsida, Solanales, Solanaceae. Gene Ontology annotation, molecular function: DNA-binding transcription factor activity; DNA binding. The record is from RefSeq and is a predicted model, not a curated record.